Molecule: messenger RNA, 1222 nt
Organism: Eruca vesicaria subsp. sativa (arugula)
Lineage: Eukaryota; Viridiplantae; Streptophyta; Magnoliopsida; Brassicales; Brassicaceae
Source: the annotation of a GenBank genome assembly
AGUCAUAGAAAAACUGUUCCAGAAAAACACAAAAAAAAAACUAGUAUUUAAGCCAGAAUCAAGAGAGGGGAAACACCAUAAAAAUUCUCAGAAUUAAGAAAUGGAUUCAAACUCUCUUCUUCCUCGUUCAGAUUCUAUUCAACUCCCAGUUAUCGAUUUCUCGGAUCAAACCCUGAAACCAGGAACCUCAGAGUGGGACAAAGUGAAGGCUGAUGUCCAUAAAGCUUUAGAAGACUUUGGCUGUUUUGAAGCUUUCUUUGACAAAGUGUCUACGGAGCUUGAUAAGUCUGUUUUCAAAGCCAUGGAAGAGCUUUUCGAUUUGCCCACUGAGACCAAACAGAGAAACGUGUCGUCGAAACCUUAUCAUGGAUAUCUAAGCCUAAAAUUUCACGAGAGUUUAGGGAUCGAUGAUGCUAAUGUCGCUGAGAGAGUCAAUGACUUUACUCAACAGAUAUGGCCUGGACAAGGAAAUAAGAGAAUCAGUGAGAUGAUGCAUGUGGUUUCGGAGCAAUUAACGGAAUUGGAUGUGAUGGUGAGAAGAAUGAUACUGGAGAGUUUUGGGAUAGAGAAAUACAUUGAGGAACAUCUUAAUUCUACAAAUUAUCUUUUUCGAAUGAUUAAGUAUACAACACCUCCUACUGAAGAUGUAGAGACGAAGUUAUGUUUACCUUCUCAUACCGACAAGAACAUCAUGUCAAUACUUCAUCAGUAUCAAGUUGAUGGUUUGGAAAUUAAGACCAAAGAUGAAAAAUGGAUAAAAGUGAAACCAUCUCAUCAGCAUUAUUCUUUCAUCGUCAUGAUUGGAGAUUCUAUGUGUGCAUUUUUGAAUGGUCGAUUAUCUUCUCCAUAUCACCGAGUCGUGAUGACAGCAAACCAGACAAGGUAUUCGUCGGCAUUGUUCUCGACUCCAAAGUCAGGAGUCAUCAUAGAUUCACCUGAAGAACUUAUCGAUGAAGAACAUCCACGUAUGUUCAAAUCCUUUGAGUUCAAUGAGUUCCGUGACUUCUAUAACACGGAAGCUGGGUUUACAGCUCAAUCUACUCUCCACGCUUUCUGUGCUCUCUGAAGCAUCAUUUUCUUUACUCACAAGUCACAAUAAUGAACGUAAAAAUAUUAUAAACUAAACAAUGAAUGUAAUAUGAUUUUAUGUUAAAUGUUAUAUCAAUCCAAUAAUAUUUAUGUUUUAAAUUUGGCUUUUUUCUUUUUAUGUAGCGACCAAUCA